AUGGGUAACUGCUUGUCAACUCGCAAGAGACGUGAUGAAGAUAAUGAAGUUAAGAAACCUUUCAAGAAAAAGAGAAAACUUAAGUUCAAACGAUCUAAAAACAAAAAGAAAUCAAGUGAACGCCUUACAAGUGAGAACAAGUUAGUUUCAACAGCAGACGAAAAAACGGAUGCUGUAAGUCAGAAUAGAGAUAAACACAAAAGAUCAAAUGAAAGUAUCUCUAGUUCAUCAAGUGAUGCAACUGACAAUGGAAGCAGUCACACAGAUUCAAAGUCUAGUAUAGAUACCCAAAUCAACAUUGACAAUGACAAUGAACAAAGGGCGGAUAAUCAAGCAAUCAACCAACCAACAAAUGCGAAUAUACCUGUUAAAGAACACGGCGAUAUUCCUACUGAAGCCAAGCAAUUAUUAAUAUCCGAAAAUGGUGAGGCAAAGAAUAUUCAAGGCACUGUAAAUGGUGUGAAUGACAGGGAAGUCAUUAGCAAUAAAUAUGCAGAAAAUGCACAACAGAAAGGUGACAAGGAAACAACAGUAACUCCUUGGGCAGUUGGUGACAGAUCACAAAGAAAACUAAGUGCAUCUAGCAGAUCAUCAGAUGGCUCCAAAUCUAUGUCUUCAGAUAAAGCAAGUGUGGAUGAGACAGAGGAUGUCAUCCCACCCCAACGAUUAACAGAACAAGAUGACAAAGGAACACAGGACAAUAAUAAAAAGAUCCCAGUCAUCGAGCCAGCAAAUGUAACACCGGAACUAGGAGAGGAUCAGUCUAGUGUUAAUAGUAAGGACAAACCAGAUGAUGGAAGAAAAAGUGAUGUCUUAAGUGAGACCAGUUAUGUGGAAGAAGUGAAACCAGAUCUGGAAGAAGAUCUGCCCAGUGAUGAUGCUCAAGUGGUUGUAGCUAAACCUACAAAAACAGCUGCCAAUGAAGAAACUAAAUCUUCUCAUUCAGGCUUAUCCAGCAGUGAUGAGGAGUUAACAGACGAUGAUAAGGAUUCAAGAAAACCAACUAAAGAAAUAGAAACGCCCGAAGAACAAGAUAUAGCUUAUGAAAAGACCAGUGAGACUGUUGAAGAUGAGGUCAAACCAGAUAAUAACGCCAGUGAGUCCAUGGAGGAUGAGGUUAAACCAGAUGAUAAAACCAGUGACACAACUGAAGAUAAGGUCAAACCAGACGAUGGAAGCAAUGGUGAUGUCUCAGGUAAAAUCAGUGACACUGAAGAAGUGAAACAAGAACUUGAAGAAGAUCAACCCAGUGAUAAUGCUGAAGUGGUUGUAGCUGAACCUACAGACAAAAUUGUUGACGAACAAACUAUCACUGAAGUACCAGAACAGGAAACCACACCAACCGAAAAAGUAAUUGAUGCAGGUGAUAAAACCACACCAACUGAAGAGUUAAUUGUUGUUGAAAAGGAAAUGACUUCAUCUGCAUCACCAAAAUUUAGCACAAAAAGUGACUCUAGUACAAGCAGUGAUGAGGAAAAAGCAAAGGAAACUGAAAAAGGCAGCGAGUCAAAAUCGCCUCUUAAAAAGAUUUUUAGAAAGAAAAGUUCAUCAAGCUCGUCUUCAAAAAGUUCAAAAUCUUCUCAUUCAAGCUCAUCAAGCAGUGACGAGGAGUCAACAGAUGAUGAUAAGGAUUCAAGAAAACCAACAAAAGAAAUAGAAACACCCAAAGAACAAGAUGUCGCUGAUGAAAAGACCGGUGAGACUGUUGAAUAUGAGGUCAAACCAGAUGAUAAAGCUAGUGACACAAUUGAAGAUAAGGUUAAACUAGAUGAUGACACUGAAGAAGUGAAACCAGAACUGGAAGAAGAUCAGCCCAGUUCUAAUGCUGAAGUGGUUGUACCUGAACCUACAGACACAAUAGUUAAAGAACAAACUAUCGCUGAAGCACCAGAUCAGGAAACUGAUGCAGGUGAUGAAACCACACCAACCGAAAAAGAAAUUGAAGCAGGUGAUAAAACCACACCAACUGAAGAGGUAAUUGUUGUUGAAAAGGAAAUUAUUUCAUCUGCAUCACCAACAUUUAGCACAAAAACUGACUCCAAUACAAGCAGUGAUGAUGAAAAAACAAAGAAAACAGAAGAAGGCAGCGACUCAUCAAGCAGUGAUGAGGAGUCAACAGAUGAUGAUAAGGAUUCAAGAAAACCAACAAAAGAACUAGAAACACCCGAAGAACAAGAUGUAGCUGAUGAAAAGACCAGUGAGACUGUUGAAGAUGAGGUUAAAUCAGAUGAUAACGCCAGUGAGUCAGUUGAAUAUGAGGUUAAACCGGAUGAUAAAACCAAUGACACAACUGAAGAUAAGGUUAAACCAGAUGAUGGAAGUGAGGAUGAUGUCUCAGGUAAACUCAGUGACACUGAAGAAGUGAAACCAGAACUGGAAGAAGAUGAGCCCAGUGAUAAUGCUGAAGUGGUUGAACCUGAACCUACAGAAACAAUUGUUGAAGAAAAAACUAUUACUGAAGCACCAGAACAAGAAACUGGUGGAGGUGAUGAAACCACAUCAACUGAAGAAGUAAUUGUUGUUGAUAGCGACAUAAUAUUAGCUGCAACACCUCAUUUGGGCAAAGAAUCUGACUCAGGCACAAGCAUGGAUGAGGAAAGAGCAAAUGAAAGAUUUUGCAGAAAAAACAGUUCUUCUAGCAGUUCCUUAGACAGUUUUAAAUCUUGCCGUUCAAAUUCACCAAAUAGUGAUGUGGAAUCAGUAGAUGGUGAAAGGAAUUCUGGAAAAUCAAAUGCGCAAAAAGAAUCUCUUGAAGAACAAGAUGUAGCUGGUGAAAAAAACAAUAAGUCCAUUGAACAUGAAGUUAAUCCAGUCACUGAAGUUCAUGGUCCGAAAACGGAGGCUAAAUACUUAGAUAGUACGAUUGUAUCUGAUGAUGUAAAUCUAGAAUUGCAAACAAGCUCAUCAAUUGAACAAAGCAGCAUUGACAAAGCUCUUGCUGGGAGUGAUGCAAUAAUGGAAAAGAGUUUGAAAAAAGGAGAUACUCAAUAUUCGAAAAGACGCAAGUCAAGCAGUUCAUCCACUUCAAGCUCCUACAGUGAAUUAGAUUAG
Messenger RNA from Saccoglossus kowalevskii, 3051 nucleotides. RefSeq lists its product as uncharacterized. The record is from RefSeq and is a predicted model, not a curated record. NCBI's taxonomy places the organism in Eukaryota, Metazoa, Hemichordata, Enteropneusta, Harrimaniidae.